GACUUCACGCUUCUCUUUGAACAGAGCAUGCUCGGGAUUCUCCCCGCGGCGAUCUUCCUGCUUGUCUCUCCACCACGUGUUGGCUACCUCAUCAAACAAGAUGUGCGAGUGCGGCACAAUUCUUUGCGGCUUGUCAAGCUGGUCGCGACCUUGACUUUUGCGAUAAUCCAACUCAUACUCCUUGUGUGCUGGAUUCGUCAUGCUAUACCUACCACCCCAGCUUCAGUGCCUGCAGCUGCAAUCAAUUUCGUCGUGGCAACGGAGCUCCUUGUGCUGUGCUGGCUAGAAGAUGGUCGCUCAGCAAGACCUUCUACGCUUCUCACGGCAUAUCUUGUCAUUACCCUGCUAUUCGAUAUAGCUCAGGUCCGGACUCUAUGGCUACGUCGUCCGACAGCGACCCUCCUUCCUGCGAUCUUCACUACAAGCAUAGGCUCCAAGGUCAUGAUGCUGCUGCUUGAGAGUCUUGGCAAGCAACGCUUUCUCACUGAGAAAUACCGAGAUUUACCUCCUGAAUCGACCAGUGGGAUAAUCAAUCGGUCGUUGAUGUGGUGGCUAAAUCGUAUGUUUGUCACCGGAUCGCGACGCUUGCUUACAAUCGAUGAUAUGGAUGGUCUGGAUCAAAAGUUAUGCUCCACGGCUGUCACUAAGAAUGCUCAACAUGCUUGGGCCAAGCGACGAAGUCCAGCACGGCGUUUUGAGUUUCCAUGGAAGAUCUGCCAAGCCCUUUGGAAGCCCUUGUUGAUGGCUGUCUUUCCACGAGUCUGCCUGAUAGGUUUCACCUUUGCCCAGCCUUUCCUGAUUGCCUCGCUACUUGACUGGCUUGAUAGCGGGCAACAUACCGAACAAGGUCACGGCCUGAUUGCGGCCACGGUUCUGGUUUACCUAGGCCUUGCCAUCUCAACGCUCCAUUCCAAUCAUCUCCUUUACCGUUUCACCACAAUGUUCCGAGGGGCGGCGUCUUCGCUGGUGUACGAGCACAUGCUCUGCAUCCCGGAUGGUAGAAUCGAAGACCGAUCGGCCGCAAUGACCCGGAUGACCACCGAUAUCGACCGGAUUUCCGCCUGCCUCGUCCAGCUACAUGAAUGCUGGGCGCGCACCUUCGAGGUUGCGAUUGGUAUUGCCUUACUCACGCUUCGCCUAGAAUGGGUGAGUGUAGUGCCUCUGGUCAUCGUUAUUGUCUCUAGCCUUGGCAGCACUUAUAUAUCGAAGAAUAUCGGACACCGUCAAAAGGAGUGGGUGGAUGCGGUGCAGAAGCGCAUUGCUGUCAUCACUUCAGUACUUACAGAGAUUCAGACGGUUAAGCGCAUGGGAUUAAGCAGGCCCUUGACUCGAAUCAUCCAGGAGAAACGAGUCAGCGAAACACGGCAGAUGUCGUCCUUUCGAUGGAACUUUGUCUGGCAAAAUAUGAUCCAAAAUAUGCCUUGGGCACUAGCACCUGCGCUAACAUUUGCAGCUUUUGUUGCGCAAGGCCACUCGCUGGAUUUCACAAAGACGUUCACUAGUCUGUCGAUAAUCACCCUCUUGACUAAUCCGGCCGCAAAGCUUCUGAGUGCGAUCCCGUCUACGGCAUCGUCCCUAGGUUGUUUUGAUAGGAUCCAAGACUUUCUCCUAAUUCCGGCCGAUACUGACUCUCGGAAAGAUGAUCAGAGUGAGAAGAUGAGCGACUCCGUUAGUACACAGAUGCGGAUCAAUGCUUCAGAGCAAUAUUUACUGCGAACGAAGAUCCCCUCUAAGAUGAGGUCAGCCGUGGUGGAUUUUGAGAAUGCUGACAUUCGUCCAGUACUAGCGUCAAAGGUCUUGCUGAAAGGGAUCAACUUCCAAGCCCCAAGGGGAACCUUUUCCACAAUUCGCGGCCCGGUAGGGUCGGGAAAAAGCACUCUGCUCCGAGCCAUCCUUGGUCAAGCUGUAUGCGAAACGGGGUCGAUAAAGGUGGCCACUCGCCAAAUCGCUUAUUGCGCGCAGCGGCCAUGGCUGCCGAGCACCACCAUACGUAAUGCAAUAUGUGGAAUCGUGACAACUGGUACCGAAAGGUCGCAGCCCUUCGACUCCGGAUGGUACCAAACUGCGCUUCAUGCCUGUGCUCUCGACCAGGACUUGCAAUCUCUUCCUGAGGGGGAUGGCAUGCAAAUUAGCAGUGGUUUGGGCACUAGUCUAAGUGGUGGGCAAAUGGCUCGCAUUGCUCUGGCUCGGGCGGUGUAUGCUAAGAAAGACCUUGUUCUCCUGGAUGAUGUCCUGAGUGCGUUAGACUCGAAUACGAAGAGCCUCGUACUCGAACGGCUGUUUGGGAAACAGGGUGUUUUCCGAAGGCUGAAUUCCACAGUGAUUUUCGUGACCCAUGAGACUGGAUCGCUUGCUUACGCAGACAAGUCCCUCGUCAUUUCCAAUGGGUCACUCAAACAGGAUGAUUGGGAUGGUCUCAGCUUGGCUGAACCACUCAGCUCUGAAAUGAACAUGCUCAGGGCGAGCGGAGAGAAAACCGCAAUCUCAACGAGAGAUGACGCGGUGCGAAUUGCCAAAGACAAUCAGCUCAACGAUUUGAAGCGGUCGACAGGUGACUAUCAAGUCUACAAAUAUUAUCUGCGCUCCAUCGGCUGGUCAAAGACUCUGAUGUUCCUUCUUUUCGUGACGGUCAAUGUUUUCUGUAGUACUUUCGGCCAAAUAUGGCUAGACAGAUGGGCGAGUCGUGGGAAUGAGCAAAGCUUACUCUACGUCACAGUUUAUGUUAUGCUGGCAGCAUUGAACGUCAUAAGCAUGGGUGGCUAUGUCUGGGCAAUCCUGAUACUCAUAUCACCAUCAACUGCGCGCAAGCUUCACUACGUUGUACUGAAGACUGUCAUGGGAGCAUCUACGAGUAUGCUUGCGACCAUGGACAGUGGCUCGAUUUUGAAUAGGUUCAGCCAGGACAUGACAUUGAUCGAGAGUCAAUUACCGGUCGGUCUUAUGGUCACGGUCUCGAAUCUUUUCACUGCGAUGGCGGCUGCUGCACUCAUUGCAACGGGCUCAAGUUACAUGGCUAUCACUGUGCCAUUUCUCAUUAUUGCAGUGUUUGUCGUGCAGCAUUUUUACCUGAAGACAUCCCGACAACUGCGACUCCUUGAUUUGGAGAGUCGGAGUCCGUUGUACUCACAUUAUCUGGAUACGAUCAACGGCCUCAGUACUAUCCAAGCCUUUGGCUGGGAGGAAAGGUAUCUGAAGAAGAGCUUUCAGCUGCUGGAUAUCUCGCAAAGGCCGUACUAUCUGCUCUACUGCAUUCAAAGGUGGCUCGCCUUGGUGCUAGACCUGAUCGUCGCCGCUGAAGCCAUUCUCCUUGUGAGUCUAGCUGUCCAAUUGAGGGCGUCGACUAGCAUUGGACUUCUGGGUGUCUCGCUCAACAAUAUUCUUUCUUUCAACCAAAGUCUCUCGUCCUUGAUUACUGGCUGGACACAGUUGGAGAUCUCACUUGGAUCUAUAGCGCGAAUUAAAGACUUUGAGAAGAAUAUGAAAGCUGAAGAGAUACUUGAGGACGACGAUGUUCCUGUUACUUGGCCCGACCGUGGCGUGAUUGAGUUCAAGGGGGUAACAGCGCAAUACAAUCCCUCGGCUGUUAGCCUCAAAGACGUGUCUUUUCGAGUCCGAGCCGGUCAGAAAGUUGGAAUUUGUGGUCGCACAGGAAGCGGCAAAAGCUCCCUUCUCGGAACAAUACUAGGCAUGCUCGAGAUUACCAGCGGCUCCAUCAUGGUCGACAACGUCGACCUGGCCACUAUAUCCCGCGAAGCCGUCCGCGAACGACUCGUGACGAUUUCGCAAGAGCCCCUCCUCAUACUCGGCUGCCCCGUCCGUUUCAACGCCGACCCGACCGGCCUCGUCCCCGACGCCGACAUCAUUGCCGCAUUGGACCGUGUAGGCAUCUGGCACGACGUGCUAGAUGAACGAGAAGGGGGAUUAGACGCCGAGCUUGGCUCAGCAACGCUAUCCCGGGGCCAGACCCAGUUGUUCGGUCUGGCCCGUGCGAUGCUGAAGCUGCAGCACAGCGAUAGCAAGGUUCUGCUGCUGGACGAAGCUACCAGCAACAUUGACCCGGAGACGGACGCCCAAGUGCAGGCUCUGCUGCGACAGGAGCCGUUUCGGUCGUGCUCAACCCUUACUGUGGCGCAUCGAUCGAACACCAUUGCGGACUCGGAUGUGCUUCUUGUUCUGGAGCAGGGGCGGGUGGUGGAGAUGGGAGAUCCGAGGGAGCUGGUGAGGAGAGACGGGUUUUACGCGGGGCUCGUUGCAGGGUGCUGAUGGGAUGUUAUGUUGCAUGGGGAGGUAGUCUAACUGCUAGUAUGUAUUCAUUUGGUUGUGUCGACUGUAUCCUAUUCAGGUGUGCUGCAGAUGAUGGUCGAACACAAGCUCGAUGCUGAGUGGUUAGAUAUCGAGUACGAUAUUGUGAUUGGUGUACAGUUGCACAUACAUUGAGAACGAUAUUUAUAACAACUUGAAGUUAUACUCCAAGCCCAUG
Molecule: messenger RNA, 4480 nt
Organism: Aspergillus saccharolyticus JOP 1030-1
Lineage: Eukaryota; Fungi; Ascomycota; Eurotiomycetes; Eurotiales; Aspergillaceae
Product: putative ATP-binding cassette transporter
Exons: 11
Coding region: 28-4263 (1411 amino acids)
Biological process (GO): transmembrane transport
Cellular component (GO): membrane
Molecular function (GO): ABC-type transporter activity; ATP hydrolysis activity; ATP binding
Source: RefSeq, a predicted model, not a curated record